Molecule: messenger RNA, 1386 nt
Organism: Eupeodes corollae
Lineage: Eukaryota; Metazoa; Arthropoda; Insecta; Diptera; Syrphidae
Product: spidroin-1-like
Exons: 1
Coding region: 1-1386 (461 amino acids)
Source: RefSeq, a predicted model, not a curated record
AUGAAAUUAUUUAUUUUGUUAAGUGCAUUCGUAGUAGCUGUUACAGCUAGACCAGGACCUUACGCUCCUAAGCCUCAGCACUAUGGGCCUGAACAUCACUUACCACCUCCCCCAUUACCAUUUGGAUUUGGUGGCGGACCAGGAUUUGGUGGUGGAUUAGGAUUUGGUGGAGGACCAGGUUUUGGUGGUGGGCCAGGAUUUGAUAGCGGGGAAGAGUUUGGUGGUGGACCAGAAUUUGGUGAAGGACCAGGAUUUGAACAUGGUCCAGAACAUCAUCAUUUACCACAUCAUGAGCAACACCUUGAGCCACAUUUUGAGCCACAUCAUGAGCCCCAUUUCGAGCCACACCAUGGACCACAUCAUGAGCCUCACUUUGACCCACAUCAUGAGCCACAUGUUCCACCUCAUUCACCACAACACAUUCCCUACCACGUUGGUGGAGGACUUGGUGGAAUCCCAACAGGAUCAGGGAUUGGAGGUUCCAAAGUUGGUGGAAUUAAUUCUAAUACUGCCACAUCUUCAGCACAAUCUCAAAAUUCUGUUCAACCCGAUUUCGGAUUAUUAGUUGGAGGCAGUGGUGCCAGCAGCGGCGGAGCGAUUGCAUCAGGACAGACACAGGGUGGACAAGGAAUCGGUGGUAUAGGUGGAGGUUCAAGCAUUGCUUCAACUUCUUCUCAGACACAGAACCUAAACCAAGGUGGAUUUGGAGGAUUAGGUGGUGUUGGAGGUUCUUCAUCGACAGCACAAACUCAAAGCCUUAGUCAAGGUGGUCUUGGAGGAUUAGGUGGUAUUGGCGGUGGUUCCAGUAUUGCCUCAGGACAAUCACAAAGUUCAAAUCAAGGUGGACUUGGAGGAUUUAAUGGUGGUUUUGGAGGUUCUUCAGCAACAGCUCAAACCCAAAGCCUCAGCCAAGGUGGACUUGGUGGCCUUGGAGGUUCUUCAGCAACAGCUCAAACACAAAGCCUCAGCCAAGGAGGCCUUGGUGGUUUUGGUGGUCUUGGGGGUUCUUCAGGAACAGCUCAGACUCAAAGCCUCAGCCAAGGUGGAAUUGGUGGUUUUGGUGGUCUUGGAGGUUCUUCAGGAACAGCUCAGACUCAAAGUCUUAGCCAGGGUGGACUUGGUAGUUUUGGUGGUCUUGGAGGUUCUUCACAAACACAAAACCUAGGUCAAGGUGGAUUAGGAGGAGGAAGUUCCAUCGAUACUAGCAGCGCAGCUGCUCAAGCUCAAAGUGCCAUUCAAGAUAUUUUCGGUGGUGGAUUAGGUGGAAGUGGGUCAUCUGCCACAGCUCAAUCACAAAAUCUCAGCCAAGGUGGAUUUGGUGGAUUAGGAAGUAGUUCAUCUUCAAGUGCAAUUGCAACUUCACAAAGUUCUUCAUUCGGAAGAUAA